GCUCCAGCAUCAUUCCUCGAUCGCAACUCGAGCUGUUAGGACGUCCAGUGGUGGUGCUCCUCCAAUUUUCGACCCAAGUGAUUUUCGAUCCAAGUGUGUGCACGAUUGAGACUACUCUUCGAACUCGAGUUAUUCAAUUACCCUUAGAGGUCACGCAGUGGACUCGCAUCCCAGUCAACACCCACGAUGGCCACCGGAAGUCGCCCUCUCCAAUUAGUGCUCCUAGCUCUGGCCGUGCUCACCCAAUGGCAACCCAUCGAUGGAUUGGUCUCCAACGAGGAGCUGCGCGGAACCAUCCAGUCGCUGAUCUACUCCUACAACCAGCUGGACAAUAAGCUGGAGCGGCACGAGCAUCGCGAGCGCGCCCUGGGCGAGCUGCUCAAGAAGGCGCUCCAGUCCAUCCAGAAGGGCCAGAAGAGUCUGGAGCCCAUCAAUGGCAUCUUCGGGCGCCUGGACGAGCGGGUCAGCCAGAUAGAGACCAUGCUCAUCACGCAAGAGGAGAAGUACAACUCGCAGUCGGACCGCUUCAACCAGGCCACGGAGCACAUGUUCAAGUGGAUGCGGGAGAACGACGAGUGCUUCAAGAGACCGCCGCUCAGUGGCAACCUGAUUGCUCCUCCAGCCGCGCCCGCCGCCCCCGCCAUUCCCAAGGAGUUCCUGGAGGAGCAGCGGCGCCUCAACGCAAAGCUCCUCGAGGAGAUCCAGAAGCUGUCGGCCAGUGUGGCCUCCCUGAAGGAGAGCAGCCAGAAGGCAGCCGACCAGACCCAGAAGAGCUUCGAGGACCUGCCCAAGGCACCGCAGCUGCUGGCCCAGAUCGAGGCCAAGCUGCAGGAGCACGCGGCCAGCGCGACCACCGCCGCUCCGCCCAAGAACGCUGAGUUCGAGGCCCAACUCUUGGAGCGUCUCACCUCGCUGGGCGGCCAGGUGACGGAGCUGAGCGAGACUGUGCAGCGUCCAGCUGCUCCGCUUGGCCUCAGCGAGAAGGAUCGCGCCUACAUCCAGGAACUGAACAACGAUACGCUGAAUGCCCUGGCGCAGUUGAAGAGCGAGUCCUCGGACGUUCAGAAAUCAGCUGCGACGGAGGCCACGGAGCGACUGCAGCAGGCGGAGGCCAACAUCCAGGCGGACGUUCGUCAGCUGACCGCCGACGUGGGAAUCCUCAACAAAUACUUCGCCGCAACGAACGAGAGCAAUGCCAAGCUGAACGAGGGUCUGGAGGCGCUCGACAGGUUCAACAGCAUCAUAAUGACCAACUCGGAGGUCGUGCUGGACACGCAGCGCAAGGUGGACUUCGGCACACUAAACGUGGUGCAGCGGGUGGGCAAGCUGCUGGCAGAGGAAAUGGCCAAGCUGAGCGGGCUGCUGAAGGAGCGCUUCUCAUCGCUGGACGGAGCGGUGGUGGGCAUGCAGAAGGAGGCGAACAAGAACAUCAGCGGACUGCUGGACUCGGAGCUCACACAGGUGUGGCACCGCAUCGAGAUCAUGGCCGGCGAGAUCGGGCAGACCAGGUUGAUGUUCGAAAAGAUCCAGAACGUCACCGACAAGGCCAGCAACGACACGCUCAUUACGAUAAUGGGACUCGGCAGCCGCGUGGAGGAGACCAAGAAGCACAUGAUUGACAUGGACGGGAACCUCAACUAUUUGCUGGGCAAGCUGACGCUCAUGUCCUCCGAGUUCGCCAACAUCAAGAAAGGUCUGGCCGAAUCCCUCGAGAAUCUGCGCAACUCCUUCCACGACCUCCACGCGCAGAUGCCCACGGGUCCCGGCCCACACAACAUCGACAAGAACACGUAUCUGAUGACCGACGUCAAUCUGCUGCCCAAGCUCCAUGCUGGGCCCGGCAGGGAGUAGAGCUGGAGCGACGGAGAUGGAAUUUGAACAGUAACCAAUACUAUAAUCCUAACCAUAGCGCUUAGGUCUGCCCACUAACAUAUACCCAUCUAGUUGCGCCUUAAGCUGAAGCACUGCAAAACGUCGUUCAAUAAAGAUCGAAUAUUAUGUACAAGAUA
Molecule: messenger RNA, 2009 nt
Organism: Drosophila teissieri
Lineage: Eukaryota; Metazoa; Arthropoda; Insecta; Diptera; Drosophilidae
Exons: 5
Coding region: 187-1851 (554 amino acids)
Cellular component (GO): plasma membrane
Source: RefSeq, a predicted model, not a curated record